This is a messenger RNA of Cuscuta campestris, 1408 nucleotides long. Lineage: Eukaryota; Viridiplantae; Streptophyta; Magnoliopsida; Solanales; Convolvulaceae. The record is from the annotation of a GenBank genome assembly.
AGAGAAUAGGCCCUUAGAGCACGUUCUCUCAAACUUAUUCUUAGCAGUUACUCAUAUAUUUUUUAUUAGAAUGAGAUUAGAUCAGGCUCGAUCAUGUUAGAAACAAAUUUAAAGACGGAGUAUAACCUACAUUUAAAUUAGUUCGAAUUUUGGAAGAAAACUUAUUUCAAUCAAAUCAGCCGUUCAGAUAGAUUGGGUGAAGGGUCUUCCUUUUUUUGUUUCCUUUUUCCUUCAAGAGAUCCCAAUUUUCAGUCACUUCUGCUGCAUUUUACUACGGACAAUUAUUAUAAUUGAUCUGCUUUCUUCAAGUUCUUUUGUUUCCUAUAAUUAAUAUCUCUCUCUGCUCCGGGCAAUCUGCAAUCUUUGAUUUCAGGUUGCAAUUUCAUCAAAGUAUGGGUCUCUCGCCUUAUUCAUCCCCGGCGGACGGCGGUGUUCUAUGUGUGAUCCUCUUCAACACCGCCAUGUCCAUUUCCGUGAUCAAGGAGAUGGUCAGGUCAAUCCUUAGUGUCAUCGGCAUUCCCAUUGCUUCCCCAUGGGAAGAGCACCCCGCGGGAGAUGCAACCGAAGAAUGUCGUGCAUCUCCCUCCGAGUCGUACAUGGAGGAGUUUCGGAGCCAGACUCCGACACUCCGAUACGACUCGGUUUGCACCUCGAGAAGAGGAGGAGAAAAGGAAGAAAAAGAGUGUUGUUGUUGCUGUUAUUGUUGUGUGUGCUUGGCAGAGUUCAAACCAGAUGCAGAGAUAAACCUGUUAUCGUGCGGACACGUCUUCCACUUGUUGUGUCUUGAGAAAUGGGUCAAGUCUUGGGGGGUCACAUGCCCGCUCUGCAGGAAUUCAGUCAUGACGCUACACCAACAAGACGAUAAAGAAAAUGUGAUGACUUGUCCGAUGUGACCGCCUUGGGCUGUGCUAGGGGUACACCAAGAUGUGUACUCUAUUUGUACACCAAGUGUAUCACAGACACACACAGACAUCAACUCUCUGUCCAUGUUGUUUUGUCUAUGUUUAUGUGAUACACUUGCUCUACAAAUGAGUAGACAUGUACCCCAAGCUUUAUUGGAGCUCUUUAGAGAGGUUCUCAUGUACAUGUGCUUGCUCUAGGUAGUAGUGGUGUAGAGGCAAGAGCGUAUCAGUGAAUGACAUCUUUUUUCAUAAAAAGAACCUCCUCCCGCACAUGUAAAUGAUGUCAUAUGUGACGCCAUUUGAUUUCAGAUCAAAGUGGAAUCACAUAUGACAUCUGUUCGUGAAAUGUGCAGGAGGAUGGUUUUUGCUACGAAACGAGUAUAGGUGCGGUUGACCGCUAUAACAUCACCUGUGGUGAAUGUUUGCGUCCUUUCAAAGCGAUGGGUCAUCGAAACAUAUGCUCACUCUAGCUUGUUAAUAUGUUUGUGUCCUGUGUUUCCAUUUUG